Molecule: messenger RNA, 2987 nt
Organism: Trachymyrmex cornetzi
Lineage: Eukaryota; Metazoa; Arthropoda; Insecta; Hymenoptera; Formicidae
Gene: Rchy1
Product: Ring finger and CHY zinc finger domain containing 1
Exons: 5
Biological process (GO): protein ubiquitination; ubiquitin-dependent protein catabolic process
Cellular component (GO): nucleus
Molecular function (GO): ubiquitin protein ligase activity; zinc ion binding
Source: RefSeq, a predicted model, not a curated record
UUGACCAUUGACUGACGUCGCCGCGUCGCCCGUUUCACGAGAUGUUGCAACAGUAGUGUGAACAAACGUGAACGAACCAACAAACGUCAGCCAGCAAAGCAAACUCUGCACUCUAUAGUGUGCAUGGAGUGUGACAAGUGCGAGAAUUGCUGUCUACACUCUACGAAUCAUUCCUCGCAAAUCGACCUCGUUUUCUCGGAAUCUUGCCGACGCUUCCCGCGCGCCGACCUUUAACUGGCCCUGAAGUCGAGUCGAGCCGAAUUGCUCCGAGUAUCCUCGUCGCGUGUUCUCCGAGGACACAGUGUACACGGUACUCUCGUUGAUUCUCGUGAUUUGAUCGAGUUGGUCGACAAAAAGAAUAAGAACGGAGACGACGAGGACAAGGACGAGAGGUGCGAAAUGCACCGGCGUUAAUCGACGGAAAGGUCGCGUUUUGGGUCGAUGAGACCGAACGACGGGAAAGGGUAGCAGAAUCAGGCACGUCGGUAUGCAGAACAGCGACAGCGAGAAGACGCACACCGCCACGGAGCGCGACGACGAGGCGUCGAAUAGCGACGGCGCCGCCGAGGAAGCCGUCGGAGAUCGCGACGAUGAGGCGCCGAGUCACGACGGCGCUGAGGAGACCUCCGCGGAUCACGAGAGCGACGAUCCGAAUCGUGGCGAGGGCACCGUCGCGGAACCCACCGUCGACGACGAGGACCCGAAUCGCGACACCGAACAAGUCGCUGACGUUACCGGCGCGGAUCGCGAUGAUAGGGAGCGCAAGGAUACGCGGAAGCCCGUGUCGAAGAAGGGAGACUGUGUUUGGACCAUGUAUCUCCCGUCCACCUCGGGGAAGGAGACGCUGGCCGUUUCAAACAAUAAUUACGGCUGCGAACACUACAAGCGAAAAUCCAAAUUCGUGACUCCAUGCUGCAAUAAGGUGUAUACCUGUCGGUUUUGUCACGACGAGCAAGAGGCACACACAGUGAAUAGGAAAGAAGUUACAGAAUUAAUAUGCGUUCUUUGCGAUACUCGUCAACCUGUUCAAGCUACUUGUCAGAAUUGUCAUUGUCAAUUUGGCAAAUACACAUGCUUAGAAUGCAAUCUUUUUGAUGACGAGGAUAAGAAUCAGUAUCAUUGCGACGGAUGCGGAAUAUGUAGAGUCGGUGGUCGUGACAAAUUGUUUGCGUGAUAAAAGUGUUAAAUAAAUUUUGUUUUGCAGUGCAUAGAAAAUGUAUCCCAUUCCAAUUGUCCCGUGUGUCUGGAAGACAUUCACACGAGUCGCAUACCAUGUCACAUUCCCGAUUGUGGACACCUGCUUCACCGUAUGUGUUUUGAGGAAUUAUUAAACUCGGGACAUUACGCUUGCCCGUCCUGUCAGGUGUCACUCUUAGACAUGACGGAUUUGUGGAAAUAUCUGGACGCGGAAGUGUCGCUGACACCAAUGCCGGAGGAAUAUAACGACUGUAAAACCGAUAUCUUAUGUAAAGACUGCCACGAGGAAUCUACGGUAAAGUUUCACAUCGUCGGAUUGAAGUGCUUAAACUGUGGUAGCUACAAUACCUGUAGGAUAAAAGGUUCCCCUUGUUCAGAUCCCGAUGCCCUGAAUGAAGCAGCUGGUAUUACAGAAGAGAAAGAGGGAUCGUAAAACCAAAGUUCGGAAUAUUAUCCGAAAUUAUCCAACGAUCGUGGAAGGAAUAUACUAUAGUAGUAAUGAUAGGAGAGUAUUUGUAUUUUAGAAUUUUAUCUUUAUUUCAUCUUUUUUGUAGCAAAUUGCACUUUUUUUGCCUUCGUAGUACCUUUCGAUCGAAAAUAGUAUUUUUUGUUUAACCGAAGUUAAUAUAGUAAAAAUUAAAUAUCUGUUAAAUGUGUGUGACCAUUAAUAUUAUCAAAACUAAUACAUAAUAUGCUUUCGAUGAAUGAUUUUAUGACACGCUAUAGCACAAUCACAGAGGUUCAGUAUAAUUUUGUUAUAACAUAAUUAUAUUGGCAAAAAUAUUUCUACAAAAUGGCUUGUUUAUUAAAUUACAACAUCAACUGUUGUUUCCAACAAUUGAUGAAGCGAUCAACAUGAGAAUAUUUUGCAGAUAAUCCAUUUUUGCGCACAUUAUGUUUACGAAGAUGUCGAUUUUUUAUAUUUUUAUUGUUUUUAUCUUAUAUAGACAGGAUAUUCCAGAAUUAUCGCGCAACAUUUCAGGUAUAUUUGAUAAAUUCGUAGUCGAGUUUUGUAACAAAAAUAUGUUGAUAUAUUUCAUUUUGGUGUAAUUUUUCAAUUUCCAACAAUAAAUAUUUUUGUAAUUAAAGCUAUACAUUCCUUCUUGUAACUCAAAAGUAGCUGUGAUUACUGCACAUUCCUAGGAAAAAAUUGAAUCCAAAUUGCUCCAAAAUUAUCGAUGUAAAUUCAGUGCGAUAGAUAUUUGGAUAUUCUGCACAUUUUCUACGUCUGGCCACAUUUAUUUUCAAAAUAGCAACUGCAUUAGUUAACUACUAAUUAUGCCUAAGAAAAUAAUUGUGAAAUGGCACGUGUGUGUGUAUAUGUGUGUGUGUGUGUGUAUGUGUUGAAAGAUAAAAAAAAUAAUAUGAAACAUCUUCAAAUUUUUCAUAUUAAGCAGUAUAGCACGGUGUCACCCUAUCGUGAGUAAAAUUACAUGCUCUACAUAUAACGUUGUUACACUAGUUUUUCAUAAAUCAUAUCUACAAAAUCUAUCAUUAACAGUGAAUAAUAAUUCAUAUAUACCCAGCAUCUUUGUCAUAUUAAAAUAUAUGAACUGGCCUAAUUGAUUGUACUUUAACAACACGUUACACAUAAGUCGACCAUGUAGAAACAAGAAUUAAGCCUGAUAAAUUUCCGUUCGUAAAUCGGUUGGAAGUUUCCAGCUUUCCUUACACAUUCUAUUCUGUUUAGGAAAAGAUCUCAUUUAGUCGUAAUCUAGUCGCAGAAGAUUGAGCAUAUAUUAUUGCUCAUAUUAUGAUUUUUUUCGGUAAGGGUGAAUGUUUUGUACAAA